Messenger RNA from Trichoplusia ni (cabbage looper), 1123 nucleotides. RefSeq lists its product as uncharacterized. The record is from RefSeq and is a predicted model, not a curated record. Lineage: Eukaryota; Metazoa; Arthropoda; Insecta; Lepidoptera; Noctuidae. The coding region runs from base 136 to 834 and encodes 232 amino acids. The transcript has 5 exons.
GCAUCAGUCUCGUGUAAAUUGUAAUGAUAGACGCUUGUGCCGUUCGUUGCUAAAUUGUUGCGUUUAGUAUCUUUACUUUAAACUAAAUUCCAGUGAGUGAUAAAGGAAUAACAUUCUUAUUGAAGAAUCACCAGCAUGCCUUUCAAAAGAGUAUGGGAUUCAUCAUGCCCAAGGGUCUGGGACCAGUGGGAGGACAAUGGCACAAAGUGGGUCAUUAGAGAUUUGCCGCCUGAAGACGAUGAGCUGGCGAUCAAGAUACUGGCCGAAAACCUCUGUACUGAUGAAGCACUCUGCGAACACAGUAAACUUGUCGAAGACCCAGUAAGCGUACGCAGUAUGCUGGACUUCUGGCGAGGAUAUUUAAGUCAGCGGAUGUCCUUGGCUUGUUACGAAGAGAAGAAUGGACAAAGUAAACUGGUCGCCUUGAACGUCUGCCUCGUUGUGUGUCAAGGGGAAAAGACUAAUGAUUUGAUUGAAGGAGAAAAAUGGAAGAACGUGUACGGUGCAUUAGAAGUCGCUGAUGAGAAGGUCGAUGCGUUUAAGUGUUUGGGGCUUGACAAGUACCUCUAUGCUCUUGGUUUGGUGGUCUCAAGGGAAUAUCGUGGAGCUAGACUAGGAUCAAGGAUAUUGGCUGCAAGGAAACCCCUGAGUUUGUACCACGGCAUCAAAGGCACGUCUACAGUGUUCACCGGCCCGGCCUCACAGAAGAGUGCGGCUAGAGCUGGAUUCACUACACUCGCUACAAUAACGUUUAAAGAACUCGCUGAAGCUGGCCUAGACUAUCCAGAAGACGAGAGCAGAGCCAUCAAAGUUAUGGCUUUGAAAUACGAGUGAAGAUUUUACGAAAGUAGAUUGAAUGCCGAUGCGAAAUGAGGCUUCAAAUGAAGCAAUUUAGAUAAUAAGGAGAAAUAUAAUGUUUAUGUAAUAUCUAUAUAAUAUUACACAAUUUGUAAACAACUCCAUCUAGUCUCAAACUAAGCAAAGCAUGUAUUAUGAGUACUAGGCAACUGAUGAACAUACUAUAAGCAAUAUACACAUUUGUCCUGGGUAGGAAUCGUACCCACGACCUCCGGCGUAGCAGUCAGGACCCCUAACCACUCAAACAAUAGGACAGUCAGUAAAA